AUGAAGUCUUCUCCAUUAAUCCUUCUUCUUUCUCUUGUGGUUAUUCUUCUAUCUUCAUCUGCACCUUGGGUUGCAUCUAAUUCUUCUGAAAAACAUGAAAAUUUUCUUGAAUGUCUCUUCCAUCAUUCUCCGAACAUUUCGAAAGUCAUUUACACUCCCUUCAACUCCUCUUAUUCUUCCAUCUUAAACUUCACCCUUAGAAACCUAAGAUUCUCAACCCCCAAUACCCCAAAACCACUCCUCAUCAUCACACCCUCACAUAUUUCUCACAUCCAAGUCGCCGUCAUCUGUUCCAAAUCCUACGGUCUUCAAAUCCGAACUCGAAGCGGUGGCCAUGAUUUCGAGGGCCUUUCUUACGUCGCCUACCUCCCAUUCAUCAUUGUCGACCUAAUCAAUUUAAGCUCCAUCCAGAUCGAGAUCGAAACUAACACCGCAUGGGUUGAGUCUGGUGCAACCCUAGGUGAACUUUACUAUAGAAUCGCCGAGAAAAGUCGAACCCUGGCUUUUCCGGCGGGUACUUGUCCGAUAGUCGGUGUUGGCGGGCACUUGAGUGGCGGCGGAUAUGGGAUGUUGAUGAGGAAAUAUGGCCUUGCUGCAGAUAAUGUGAUAGAUGCUUAUUUGGUUGAUGCAAAUGGAGAGUUUCAUGAUAGAGAGUCGAUGGGGGAGGAUUUGUUUUGGGCCAUUAGAGGCGGCGGCGGAGGGAGCUUUGGAAUUGUUGUGGCGUGGAAGGUGAAGCUGGUUCUGGUGCCGGCGACGGUGACUCUUUGCUUUGUUAGCAAAACUUGGGAGGAGGGAGCAACCAAUCUAAUUCAUCGGUGGCAAUAUGUGGCUCACGACUUGGAUGAAAAUCUAUUCAUUGGGAUUCUUUUGUCUGGUGGGAAUUUUACGAGGCAAGAAGGCAAAACAAACCCAACAGCUUUAUUCUUCUCUUUGUAUCUUGGGAAGGUAGAUGAGCUUGUAUCAAUCCUCAACAAAACUUUUCCUGAGUUGGGUUUGGCAAAGAAAGACUGCAUAGAAACAAGUUGGGUGGAAUCAGCCCUCAUCAUGGGGACUGGCCUUCAACCUGGGAAGUCAUUGGAAGAUCUACUAAGCAAAGCAUCUCUAACCAAUGGAAACACAAAAAUCAAGUCUGACUACAUUAAACAACCCAUUCCUUUGGCUGCAGUUGAGGGCAUAUGGCAAAGAUUAAAACUUGAAGAUAUAGAAAUGCCACAGCUUCUAUUUGCCCCUUAUGGAGGAAGAAUGAGCCAAAUUUCUGAGUCGGAAUCUCCAUUUUCACAUAGAGCUGGAUAUUUGUACAAGAUUGGAUACGUCACUUAUUGGGAACAACAAGAUAAUGAUGUAGAGAAAAGACACCUAAGUUGGAUACGAGAGCUUUAUAGUUAUAUGACUCCUUUUGUUUCAAAAUCACCAAGGGCUGCAUAUAUCAAUUAUAGAGACCUUGACAUUGGAUCAAACAACAAAUAUGGAAAGACAAGCUACAAGCAAGCUAGCAUUUGGGGUUUAAAAUAUUUUGGAAAUAAUUUUAAUAGAUUGGUGGAUGUUAAGACGAGGGUUGAUCCUCAUAAUUUCUUUAGGCACGAGCAAAGUAUACCUACUUUCUCAAAUAAAAAAGUUUGUUACUGA
This is a messenger RNA of Benincasa hispida (wax gourd), 1626 nucleotides long. Its product is annotated as tetrahydroberberine oxidase-like. Lineage: Eukaryota; Viridiplantae; Streptophyta; Magnoliopsida; Cucurbitales; Cucurbitaceae. Gene Ontology annotation, molecular function: oxidoreductase activity; FAD binding. The record is from RefSeq and is a predicted model, not a curated record.